Acaulospora morrowiae is the source of this 705-nucleotide messenger RNA. The record is from the annotation of a GenBank genome assembly. Lineage: Eukaryota; Fungi; Glomeromycota; Glomeromycetes; Diversisporales; Acaulosporaceae.
AUGCCUAAAGUUAAACCCAAACUGAAAAACCUGUUGUCUAAACUUCAGCAAGAAAAGAAAAUUAGAGAUAAAGCAUCUCAACCUUAUCCCAAAAAAAGACCAUCGUCGCAUGUUCGGCCACCCCGACCACCGCCAUAUCAGCCAGGCGAUUCAAUUUUAUUAAUAGGAGAAGGAAAUUUUAGUUUUGCACGUGCCCUUGCCGAAAAUGUUCUUCACGUGGGACAUUUGAUCAUCGCAACGACUCUUGAUAGUGAAGAGAUUAUGAGCAAGAAAUAUGAUGAUGCACGUGAUCAUAUCUCGGCAUUUCUCAAAUGUGGUGGAAAAGUUUUGUAUGAGGUUGAUGGAACACAAUUAAGUAAAUGCAAAGGAUUGAAAAAUAAAAAAUUUGAUAAAAUUGUGUUUAAUUUUCCUCAUGCUGGCGCAGGAAUUAAAGACCAAGAUCGAAACAUUCUCGCGAAUCAGAAGCUCAUUGAAUCAUUCUUGAAUUCAGCCAUACCCUUUUUAAAGUCUCGGGCACUCUAUUCCGAUUCUAAUGACGGGGAAAUUCUCAUAACCAUUAAAACUGGAUUACCGUACGACAAUUGGAAUAUUAAAAAAAUUAUAAAAUCAACAGGUGCUCUUGCCGUCAGGGAAACAUUACCAUUCAAUGUGAGUCAAUAUCCUGGAUACGAACAUAGGAGAACCUUAGGUUUUAAAGGUCAUUGA